GGACUGGGCUUAAUGGCCUCUCAGGGUGCCUUCCAGUUCUGGGAGCGCAGGAUUGUCUCUGUCUCUCACAGGUCCAUGGUGCCGUGAUGAACAUAAACCGCGGGAACCUGGCUGGGCAUGAGGUGCUGAUGGAUUCAUGGCCCGAAUUCAAAGCUGUCCUUAUCCGGCCACACAGAGAGGUGGCAUCGGACGACUCUGAUUUCUACACCAACACGUAUGCAGUGCACUACCGGGACCUGGGCGCCUGCCGGGCCCUGCUGGGCAGCGCCAUCAACUGGGACCAGGCCUUCUGCAUCCACGGCUGGAUCCGGCUGUGAAGCUCUCAUCCCUGGAUGUCUCCCAUGUCGACCUGCUGAAUGAGACGUGGCGCUUUGGGGGGAACGAGAGGAGCAGGAAAUACGUGGUGAACGUCAUCCGCCACUUACCCAGUGCCUGCCUCCUGGAUGCCACCGGCCGCCCUGUCAGUUGGAUGGCUUCAGAUGAAUUUGGUGCCCUGAGGCAUGCCUACACUCUGCCCCAGCACCGGGGGCGCGGCUACAACACGGUGCUGAGUAACGUGAUGGCCAAGCGGCUCCAUUCACUAGGCUACCCCAGCUGUGGCUUUGUGGCCGUG
Pelodiscus sinensis (Chinese soft-shelled turtle) is the source of this 613-nucleotide messenger RNA. NCBI's taxonomy places the organism in Eukaryota, Metazoa, Chordata, Testudines, Trionychidae. The record is from RefSeq and is a predicted model, not a curated record.